Molecule: messenger RNA, 2722 nt
Organism: Lactuca sativa (garden lettuce)
Lineage: Eukaryota; Viridiplantae; Streptophyta; Magnoliopsida; Asterales; Asteraceae
Product: sphingomyelin phosphodiesterase
Molecular function (GO): sphingomyelin phosphodiesterase D activity
Source: RefSeq, a predicted model, not a curated record
ACUUAAGUUGAAAAAAUGGUCUUGAGUGGGACCCAGGUCAUCAAAAUCACAAGAUCCACGCUUUCAACACCACGUACACACCCCUCUCUCCUUCCGCCAUCUUCUCAACCCCGCCAUUUAAAUCUUCAAAAUUCCUCUUCUCUCUUCUUCUGCCCUAAUCUCUUGCUCUCUCCAUCAUCUUCAUCUCUUUCUCACUUACGUUUCACCAUCAUGUCACACUCGUAUGCAACAGAUGCCCAAACAAAAUCCGCUGACCUCGCCGCCACAAUCGUCAUCUCCUCAACACCAGAGCAAAUUGCCACCGCUUGCGCCUCGGUGGAGUCCUUUCUACAUAGGCACUCACCUGACCAGUCGCGGUGGUUCUUCUCCAUCACUUUCCCAACCCUAAUUUGCAAAAUAUUCGGUUUCGACGAACAGAAGCCCCAAAACCCUAACGGUAACGGCUGGAUUGACAUUUUAGCGUCAGCCAAUGAUACGGAAAUCUCUUGUAAGGUUUUUGACCUCCUUUCUCCGACUGGCGUUUUAAUGAGUUCUGUUACAGCUGUUGAUCGGUUAUCUCUUGUUAAAUAUGUUUUCCCAAUUGAACGGCUGCCUGAAUGGGUCCGGUUGACGCUACAAAACGGUAGGGAAUGUGGUGUUUUGUCUGAUUUAUGUCCUCUAUUCAAAGGGAGGCUUAAGGAUGGAGUUCCGUUUCAGGUCCAGUUGAAUAUUCUGGAGUAUUACUUGUUUUGGUUUGCUUAUUACCCUGUUUGCAAAGGAAGUUCUGAUAAUCAUAUCACUGUCAGAACUAGCGUAAGCAAAAGGUUUAGGUUAGAGAAUUGGGCUUAUAAAUCGAUUCCGGUCUUUGGUAGUGCUAGUAAACCACGUGGAAAUGAGCAGAAGAACAGCGACAAUGGUAAUUUGUAUAUACGGCUUUUGUGUGCUUAUCUGCGUUUCUUUGUUCCUUUGGGCGAUUUGAAUGCUCAUUCACCUUACCGAAGUUCAUUGUUGCAUUACUCUUCAUCUUACAAUAGUUUCGUCCUUGAGAAUGCUGAGUUUUUUGUUCAUACGCUUAUACAUUUCUGGAUUGUGGAUAAUGAUUUCUCACCUUUGUCUGUUAAGCUAUGCAAGUCAUAUGGUGUUGUACUCCCUCUUCGGUCUAUCUUGGCUGAACUUCCCCCCACAGAUGUUUUGGGUGAAGUUGCCAAUGUGUUUGUGAAAUACCUAAAUUCGAGUUUACUUCUCAAUGGUGUUGAGGGAUGUGAUCAGAUGGAACUUAUUAAAGCUGCAACUUGGAAGGGUGCAGGUUCUGUUGAAUUGAAGUCUAGGGAGAUGUUUUCUUCUAUAGGAUCUAUUGGUUAUUGGAACAGUUGCAUCCAGAGGCCACUCUACAGAUAUAUUUUGAGAACAUUCCUGUUUUCCCCAGUUGACACUCCUGUGAAGAAUGUUUCUCAGGUGUUUUCCCUUUGGGUUAACUAUAUGGAACCAUGGGCAGUUAGUUUGGAUGAAUUUCCUGAGCUUGAUGCGAAUACGGUUAAUAUGAAAAGAGAUUGUAAACCACAUGAAUAUUCAUCCUCUUGGCAAGGCUUUGUGUUAUCAAACUACCUUUUCUAUAGUUCCUUGGUUAUGCACUUCAUUGGAUUUGCUCAUAAGUUCAUUCAUACAGAUCCAGAAGUUAUAGUGCAAAUGUUGUCCAAGGUUAUAAAUGUGUUGACAUCAUCUAGGGAGCUUGUGGACCUCAUAAAGAAUGUAGACAUUGUUUUUCAUUCAGUUCCAGCAGCAGGAUCAUCCAAAUCAAUGCUUAAUACAUUAUACAGAUUUGUCCCUUCAAUCCGUGAACAGUUGCAGGAUUGGGAGGAUGGCUUGUCUGAAACUGAUGCUGAUGGCUCGUUCUUACAUGAGAACUGGAAUAAAGAUCUGAAACUAUUCAGCACAAGUGAAGAUGGUGGACAACAACUUCUUCAGCUGCUUGCUUUGCGUGCUGAGUCGGAGCUUCAAGUUAUCUCAAAUGAAAACAUUUCAAACAAGCUACAACUUGUAAAGUCUGUGAAGGCCCAAAUGGGAUGCCUAUUUAGUGGCAAUGUGAUAACAUCAUACUCACAAUGCAAACAAUCAGAAAAAGAAAAACAUCGGGAGAUAUUCCGGCCUAGAACUGGUGGCAACCGCCAGACAACAGACAUAAGAUACAGAGGUGACUGGAUGAAGAGACCAAUCUCUGGUGAUGAGGUGGCAUGGCUGGCCACUCUUCUUGUGAAACUUUCUGGGUGGCUGAACGAGAUUCUUGGGCUGAACCACCCAUGGGAGAAUGGUUCCACCAGCAGCAGCACCACAUAUGUGGUGGUUUCUGGUGGUGGUGGUGGUGGUGAUGUGUAUGGAGUGAAGGAUACAAUGAGGUUGGUGGUGGGUGGGGUGAUGACAUUUUAUCGGGAGGCAGUGAAGUUUAUGAGAGAACAUGGUAUGAGGGUGAAUUUGAGAAUGCUUGCUUCAAAGAAAGUGGUCACAGUGCUACUUAUUGCACUUGCAUUCACUCUACUCAAGAGAAUGUUUUCCAACUUGCUCUGUUAGAAACAUAAUCAAUCACAAACACGGACCUUGUGUUUCACCUCAUAUAGAUGAUUGUGCAGUUUUCCAAGUACCUAUAAUACUUAUGUAAAUUAGUUUUUUUUUUUUUUUUUUUAAUUACAUCAUAGUUUUGCUAGAAACAGUACAGCACGUUGAUUCUCAAACAUACAUCGCAUUUUUC